Molecule: messenger RNA, 1883 nt
Organism: Fomitopsis serialis
Lineage: Eukaryota; Fungi; Basidiomycota; Agaricomycetes; Polyporales; Fomitopsidaceae
Exons: 3
Coding region: 60-1883 (607 amino acids)
Source: RefSeq, a predicted model, not a curated record
GGAUUUUCGACGCGGGCGCGAGUGCAUGUCGUCGCCAGCGAGCUAAACUAGCAGCACGAAUGCCGCCGUUAUCGGGUCGCAAGAGAAAGAAUCUCUCUAACCUUGCAAAGAGGAACAGGAGUUCCCCUGGAGUUAUCACUGAGCAAGACUCGGAGAAUACACCUCUUUUAGAUGUCCCGGAAAUGGCGGCUGAGCCCGAGCAUGCCGGAUCUGUAGAGUACGACUCGGAGCAGCAUCUGCAGAAGGCUCAGCAAGCAUCCAUGCGGCUCUCGCAGACAUUUGCGGAGAUAUCACGGCCUACCUGGGCUAUGCCACCGAAUCCGGCGACUGUACCUGGACCGACUCCGACAGCAGUGGGCGAGUACCAGGAGUCCGUGUCGAGCAGUCCUCGUACAGGCCCGGAGUCUCCUAGUGUGCUGCAUGACAUGCAGAACACCGUGGAUUCCGAGUCAGACCAUAAUACAUUCAAAUUUCGGUACACACCUCCUCCCGAUUUGGAAUCUGCGCAUGCUGCCCUCGACGACCUCGAGUUCCUGUUACGACCGCCUCGCGCGAAUGGCAUUGGCACGAAGCCCUUCAAGGGUGAUGACCUGCUCAGGGAUCGCAUGACCAUGAUGUGCUCGCUGUUUUGGUGCUAUGCGAAGAUGCCACUCCCUGGGUGGAUCAAGGCAUCCGAGACUGUGGCACAUGUGAAUCGGGGUGGCCCGUACCUUGCGAGAUGCCUCCGCGGUUGGUGCCAGGCAUUCAUUGCCGAUCGCCACGACCUGCCGUUCAACCCCUAUGGUACCUGGAACAAGUCAAUCCUCGAGACGAAUGACGAGCUCAAACAGGAGAUCGAGGCGCACCUUCAAAGUGUUGGGAAGUACGUUUGCGCAGCCGACAUUGUCCAGUACAUGGCAAGACAAGAUGUACACGAGCGGCAUGGAUUGGAGAAGGGCGUCUGCCUGUCGACAGCUCAUGAAUGGAUGCGGGCGCUGGAGUAUCGAUGGACUCGGACACCACGCGGUCAGUUCAUUGAUGGGCACGAGCGCGAUGAUGUGGUGGCCUACCGUCAGGGGACCUUCCUUCCCGAAAUGCUCAAGCAUGAGCAGAAUCUUCGCCAGUGGAAGGCGGAUGGCACGGAGGAAUCCCGUGUUCCAGGCCGGACAUCCGAGUCACUGGAAGUGGUCAUCGGAGUCACGUCGCUCGACUUAUUGCUCGACUUCACAAACAUGUGGUUUGGCGAUCAGUCAACGUUCUACGCCAACGACCGCCGUGAAUUGCGAUGGGUAAAGACGUCAGAAAAAGCGAAGCCACGACCGAAAGGGGAAGGAGCUUCCCUCAUGGUGGGCGAUUUCGUCUCGGCCGACUAUGGAUUCUUGCAAUCCAAGGAUGGCAGUCUGUCUGUCCGGACACUUUUCAAGGCAGGCAAAAACCGGGAUGGGUAUUUCCAGUCGAAUGACGUGCUCGAUCAACUCACCCUGGCGAUGGAUAUUCUCGACAAGGACUACCCCUGCGAAAAGCACGUCUUUGUCAUCGACAAUGCCCCGACUCACCUUAAACGCGCCGACAAUGCUCUCUCCGCGCGUAAAAUGCCCAAGGGCCCAUCGAAAAACUUUGCAGUCGUCGCAAAUGUCAUUGGACCGAAUGGGAAGGUGAUGCAUGGCCCGGACGGAAAAAUCCUGAAGCACAAGAUCCGCAUGGGUGAUGCGCGCUUCAGCGAUGGUCGUCCUCAGUCGUUAUAUUUCCCUGAUGGGCACGAACGAGCUGGGGAGUUCAAAGGAAUGGCACAGAUACUCAAGGAGCGUGGCCACAAGGACAUUGAUGGUCUUCGGGCUGAAUAUAGAUCAUGUGACUCUGGAGAGACGCUGAGAGUCGUCGAGGAUGAGCUGGGGCUAUCUUAG